Aspergillus nomiae NRRL 13137 is the source of this 2874-nucleotide messenger RNA. RefSeq lists its product as uncharacterized. The transcript has 2 exons. Lineage: Eukaryota; Fungi; Ascomycota; Eurotiomycetes; Eurotiales; Aspergillaceae. Bases 1 to 2874 code for a protein of 957 amino acids. The record is from RefSeq and is a predicted model, not a curated record.
AUGGAGGUGUCGACAGCGGAGAGGGACCAUGAUGCUACUCGUGCAAACCACUCUAACCAAUCCACGGCAACAGCUGCAAAAUGCCACACGGGUUCCCAGAGCUCACCGCCGGCGCAUGGAUUAUCUGCAGAAAAGCACAACCAUGAGGGUAAACAUGAUGCCACGUCGUCCCCAGGAUACGCUCUCAGCAAAGAAGACAUUGAGACUCUUUUCUCGGGAGCCCCAUUCUUCCUUCUCGAAAGGGGCAAGUAUGACCAUCACUACCCACAGGUAAUCUUUCCCUUCGAUGACCACGAUCCUACUAUCCAGAACCUGUGGGACAGAAAGCCACUACCCCAUCCGUCAUAUACUGUAUGUACGUUGCAUGCCCACCUACCUGUUCCUGACAGGUGGGUAAUCUCCAAAGACGAGCCGAUACAUCUCAAUAGUUGGAGAAAGACCGGAGGCGCCAAGAGAGCGACUUUCGACAUUGGAAUUUUUGAAGUACCAAACAUGCUGUCAAUGAACGGGCAGGACCCAGGAACUAUUGGGUUUCGUCAUUUCCUAGAGCUCCCGGUUGCUGAUGCUGUGCGUUAUCCCGAGGAACCAAAGAUCAGAUUGAAUUACAUACAACUUUCCUCGAUUCCGGCCUCGGAGAUUUAUGAAAUGAUGGAGCAUUACCAUGAGGUUAAUGGGGGCGCUGCAUAUGACCGGAAACAGCUGCUCCGUGAUGGCCCAUCUGCCUGGAAAAAGAUUGGCGUGCGGGACAUCAAUCUACAAUGCUUAGUGGAACGCCUGCGGACGUUAACAGACCUUCGUCGUGAGCUAUUACACGGACAGAAAGCAACCACAAUCCUUGAUACCGAAUCUACGCGGGAUUUGUACAGCGGCCUAUUCACCAAGUUCCUCUACCCCCCUUCCAAGCCUCUGCUCGCGGACUCCAGCUUGGCUUAUUGCCUCAAAUCUCAAAUUAGGGCGUUGACAAUGACCCUCGCCGCAAGGGGCGCGUGGGUGGAUUUUAGUCUUCCCGAGUGGCGUCUAUAUGCAGGACAGUUGCUCUGGGAGGCCGGUCCUCAUCCGGACGGUGAUCUCUUGGACCCUUCUACGUGCUCGAAACCCUGGAUGCAUCCAACACUCGAGCGCAGGUGGUUCCUUGUUCAGAUGCUCCUCGCCGCGGAACUACUUCUCCGUCUCGAUGCGACUGUCCGCGUGGGCAUUCUAGACAAUUCCAAGGAGUUGCAAAUCACCGCCAAAGACAUAGAUGAUUUCGAGAAGCUACGGAGCGGGAAGGUAGACUGGGACUUGGUGGUGGUACGACGCUUUAUGGAUACAUUCGACAUCGGCUACAAGGCGGACGAGCCUGACCAACCUGGCGUCGACCCCGUAGAACAAACGGCUCACUCGAGGGGUGAAAGGCAUCAUGAGAAGAAUCCUCGCUCUUUCUUCGAAAACUUGCUCCAUAGAUCGUUGUCUGGCUCUGGCGCCGAGUCCACCGAGUCCGCCUGGAAUUGCAACCUGGUCCCAACAUAUCUUGACCAGCAGCUCCAAGGGCUCCUUGUGUUUGGCCAAGAAAUCGGCUGGCCAGGACUUGAUGGACUCAGAGCGCGCCUGGAGUCUGCGAUUGGGUUGGGUCAACUGAGUGAGGCAGUUGCUCAUGCAUAUAACAAGCCCGUGUGCAAUAUGCUGCCCGCGAAAGCUGGUGCGGCUCUUAGUAAAGAGGAAAUGCAUACCAGAAGCCCAUCCCGCCGGCGGAUAGCCCUCCACUGCUCUCAAGAUCAGACGGCGUCUGUGCAGCUUGGUGGUUGGAUUACCCGGAGCUGGCUGUCCGGCUUUGUAUUUCCCGGGGAGCAGAUCAGCCACCUCCUGAUGGCUACGAUAUUGGAGAAUGACUCAGAUGCUCUCGCUAAAUUAGGGCCCAUUGCAAACCUCUACGGUGGAUUUGCGUACAAUGGAACGACUUGGUGGAGCAAAGAGUGCGUUGUCGGCCGAGUCCUGGCCAGUUUGGAAGAUACCAAGGAGUGCCUGGGAUGGAUAAGGAGUGCGGUCGUGCCCCAAGAUGCCUGGACAGUUCAAUCGCUGGACAAUUCAUGGUUCGAGGUUUCUGUUCAACCACCUCUGUCAAUGCCUGGAAAGCCGCGUAUCUGUCAGGGAAACAAACUCGCGUUUGAGUCGACACCACUUGGCCGUGGCGAACGAGUCAGCGGCGCAUUCUCCCUACCAUUGGACACCCCGUUGGAGAAAGACCCGAAGAAAAUACGCUUCGAAACACUGACAUUCUCUGGGAAAGACGGGCAGUCAUUGGAAAACACGCCGCAUCCCAUUGCUGACAGGGCUAUUAUGACCUUUUCGAUCGCUCCUGGGACUGACUCACCCUGGAAAGUCUCCAUCCAACUGAGAUACAACGUGCGGUUCAUCACGUCUCACGAAUGCCGCCCACCGGGCAACUUCAUAUCGUACCACUGCGCAUACCCCACUGGGAGUGGCGCGUCGACGCCGUCCAGCAGUUCCAGUCCCCGACACCACCGUCUCCCAGGCCAUCCUCUCCACAGUGGGUACAGAUAUAAACACAUCUCGCUAGACUCCCUCCCAGAGCACUGUGCUCCCGACGACGCUUUCCUCGAAGAAAGCCCCCGCAGCAAUUAUCACAGCAACCAUCAUAAGAAGCACGAAGUGCUCAUUGUCGACGCGCGCGGCGGCCACGAAAGGGAAACCUUCGCCCGGGCGUGGUGCGCUUCAAUUGGAUAUAAUGCUCUCAUUGGCCGAGUCGGACGGACAUGUCUAGCGUGCUGUAUCAGAGAAGCCAGGGCCAUUGACGUGAAAGUCGUCCUGCGCGUGGAUGGCGGUGUCAACCGGUCUUUGUCUGGUCAAACGCUGCCUGGUUUGAAGGAGAUCUAA